GUUUCCGCGGCUGAAAGAAGUUGCGACGUGCAUUGUCCGUCGGAGUGGGAAGCUUUAAAACCCGUUCGUCACUGCGAGCAGUUUGCCAAGACAACCGGUUCAAAACACAGGCCGCGGUUUGAAUUAAGAGAGUUCCGUGGACCGACUGCAAAGCCAUGGUGUUAUUCCAGCAGCUGACGGAGGCGUCGCAGCUCCCGACGCCCGGUCGCAGCGACAUGCACAACCGUGAGGCCGUCAACCGAAGCCCGAUGUCGACGGCCACCCAAUGCGCAAGCAAGCUGCAAGCGCUCUUGGCCGGCCGCAGAAAUGCACCAAGCGAUGAGCUGAGGGCUCUGUUAAGAAAAUUUAGUUGCACGCUCGAAGCAAGCAUCUCGAGGACUGUAACCUCAAUGAGUGGCACAUUCUGCGCUGCUUACGUGCAGAACUUGGUUGAGCAGCAAGGUAGAAGCAUGGAUGCUGACCUCGCUCGCCGACAGCUUCAGAUGGGCGAGAUGUUGUUCUACAAGGCUCUGGAAAGCGUGGUCGUUGAAAUGAAGCAGCAAAAGCCAGACACUGAUCUCUCGGUUUACCUCAGCAACAGUGCUUUCCAGAGGUCACUGUUUGCGUGCUGCCUGGAGAUUGUGAUGUUCUGCUACAACUCGCAACGAGAAUUUCCCUGGAUCUUGGAGGUGUUCUGUCUGAAGCCUUACAACUUCUACAAGAUCACUGAGCCUUUGAUCCGUGCUGAGAAAAGCUUGUGGCGAGAAGUCAUCAAGCACCUCAAUCAAAUUGAGGAGCAGAUCCUGGAGUCUCUCGCCUGGAAAGACGACCUCUCCACUGUGGGAUGUACUGAGCCGCUCCCAGCAGAUUGUGCCCCAGUGUAAAGAGGUGUUUCCUCAGUGGCGAAUUGAAAUGUUUGAAGAAUCUGAGAAGAAUGAUGACAAUGAAACCUCUCUCUUCUGUGGCACACCUUUCGCCAAGCAGAUCACGA
Molecule: messenger RNA, 970 nt
Organism: Dermacentor silvarum
Lineage: Eukaryota; Metazoa; Arthropoda; Arachnida; Ixodida; Ixodidae
Product: retinoblastoma-like protein 1
Exons: 7
Coding region: 156-863 (235 amino acids)
Biological process (GO): negative regulation of G1/S transition of mitotic cell cycle; regulation of transcription by RNA polymerase II; cell differentiation
Cellular component (GO): transcription regulator complex; chromatin; nucleus
Molecular function (GO): RNA polymerase II transcription regulatory region sequence-specific DNA binding
Source: RefSeq, a predicted model, not a curated record